Molecule: messenger RNA, 774 nt
Organism: Populus euphratica (Euphrates poplar)
Lineage: Eukaryota; Viridiplantae; Streptophyta; Magnoliopsida; Malpighiales; Salicaceae
Exons: 3
Coding region: 1-774 (257 amino acids)
Source: RefSeq, a predicted model, not a curated record
AUGGUGAAACUAGCAUCAGCAAGAGAGAGUAGAAUGUACGGGCCAGGGCUAGCUAGAAAUAGAGGAGAAUAUAUGAACGCAGGGCUCUGUGUGUUUGCAGCUAUUGUACUUGUUGGUGGGUUUGUGGCUGAAUUGUCAAAGGAACCCAAGUCAGGUCUUGUGCUUUUGCUUAUAGGUCUCCUACUUAUCAUGGUGGUUAAUCUUCAUGAUCUUGUUGCACAUCUAGCCGGGAUUGAUUAUCGGUUUCCUUUAAUGGGGUUUGAUACACAGCUUGCACUUGUUGAGUUUGCGGUUCCUGUGGUUCAGGCCUCGGGGGCUUUGCUUUCUUUCUUGGGUAUUCUUUUUCUUUUUAUUCAGGAAUACAAGGGAUAUGGGCACUUCAAAUUGGAAAGGCAUGCUCUAAACUUGCUUAUUGCUGGACCGGCUUUGUGGGUGCUCGGAUCCAUACACAACUCAUGCCAGAUAUAUGAGAGAGCUGAUGGGCAUGUACAAAUCUUGCAACAGAGCGUCCACAUCCCAUUUUUAAUGGGAAGUUUGCUAUUCUUGGUUGGUUCCAUUCUCAAUAUUCAUGAGCAAGCAGGACGGGGCUAUCAUGGACUGAAGCUAUUGGGCAAGACUUGGGUCUGGACAGGCAUCUGUGGAAGUCUAAUGAUUUUUAUAGGGGGAUUAGCAAACGCAGUCAAGGUGUUCAAGAUGCAGCAAAUUGAUGGACUACGGUUAGAGAAAUUGAGAGGAGGGGCUCAAGAGCGCAUUUUGCUUCUGAUUUUUUCAUAA